GAUGCAUUGUACCAAAAACAAUAUAAGAAGAUCAAAUCCGAGAAUAUCUUUUGACCCAUCUGUUCAUCACAAUUAUUUAAUUCUUCAAACCAUCCAUUCACGAUCUAGUCUUUAAAUAGCAGGCCUAUCUGUUUGGUUUGAUUCAUAUUGAUAAAAGAACAAGGAGCUUUUAGAAGCUUUAAGUUUAACUCCCUUUUGCCCAAAUGGCCUCUUCUUCUCCCAGCUUCCCUGAUGUAUGGACCUGGAUUCAGAACCUUCCACCAAUGACUCAAUGGAAAUCAAAUUCCAUGUCCCUAUGCAUUUGUUCUUGUGCUUCUCAGCCUAGUCUCAAAUUAUCCAUAACCAAAUAUCAUCAGUCUUCUUUCAAUUUCUCAAUCCAGGCUGAUUACAAUAUCCCUUUCAAUCUCUGGACCUCUAAGCCCUUAGAUCCUUCUUAUGCGUUGCAGGACAAGAAGAACAUGUCCAAUCUCUGGCUCAACAUUGUUGUUGACAUCCUUAGCUUUUCUCCAAAUGGAUGCCCGCAUUCCCCAAAAUUCCCUAACAUUGAUUCAAGUCCCGAAUUCAGGAAAAUGUUCAAUUUCACUUUUCUGUCCCUUGUAUUCCUCAUUUGCAUCUAUGAAGCUCCUUCUGAGAUCCGCACAGGAUGUCUGAACAUCCUGCAGAAUCAAUUCGCGUGCCCUCGAUCGCGAGAAACUUCGCUGAUGCUUAUGAGGGUGUUAGGAUCAAAUAUUGAAGAGCAAUGGAUGCGUUCAAUAAAUCUGGCUCUCACCAAUUGGAUCAGUGAACUCCAAGGAUCGCGCCACAACCUCAAAUCGCCUUCUCCCCUGUACUCUUACGCGAUUUCAGCAUUCGGGUUGUGGAAAGUUCAGCUGUAUUGCCCUGUUAUUGCAAUGAAUAUCCAAAAUUCCAGCAACUCACCGGAUGAUCGCUUAUUGUUCUCCCUAAACUACCAUCAACUGGAAGGCGUGAUCCAGCUUAAUUACAAAGUCGUAAUCCGCGAGAAUUGGAUCGAAGUGAUGAUGAACACGGACAACAUAAGAUGUGAGGUUAUCAGGCUGAUCAAGGAGACAUUAAUGAACGAAAGGGGAGCCGGAUCAGGCGAAAAACAUUUCCCCUCCCGUAUAUCUCUGCACGUAACUCCAUUGCUGCAUACAAACGUCUUGAGCAUUUCUGUCAGCAAAUCAUCUCAAAAUCCCAUAAGCGAGAUUGGCCUGGAAAAGACCAUUGAAGCUUCAUUGGAACCCACAAGUCCAUUUGUUGGAAUCAAUAUUUCAGCAGGGGAAUCCAUGACCACGAGCUUGAAGCCCUGGAAAUUCGAGCAAUCCGCAUACGGAAACAGCGCAAUCCUGAACUGGUUUCUACACGACACGAGCACCGUAGAUGGUAAAGAAGUUGUUUCAUCAAAGCCUUCCAAACUGGCUUUACUCCAACCAAAAGCUUGGUUCAGGAACCGUAGUACAAAUGCACACAGGCCUUUCAAUAAAGAAGGAGGAGUCAUUUUUGCUGGGGAUGAAUAUGGAGAUUCGGUGUGCUGGAAAGUGGACAAAAGGUCCCUGGGGAAAGUGAUGGAAUGGGAGAUUAGAGGAUGGAUUUACUUGACUUAUUGGCCUAAUAAACACAGGACGCUUUAUUCAGAGACUAGAAGAGCUGAGUUUAGAGAAGUUCUUCAUCUUACACUUGCUUGAUUCAGGGCAUUAUUAUGAAAUGUUGAUGGCUGAUUGUUGGUGUAGAAAUGAUAGGUCUCAUAAACUUUUUCUCAGAAUUUGAUGAAGUGUAAAAUAGUACUCUAUAUGUGGUUUAUUUGAGUAUCUUAGUUGAUUUGCGAAUACAUGCUACCUUUUUUUUCUUUUUCUUUUUUUUUUCCCCUUUUCCAGUGAAAUCCAACAUAAAAAAGUGAAAUUCAUGUGAAGUGACGGUGACUGAUGUACUUAUGUAGGCGAUGAAGG
Molecule: messenger RNA, 1946 nt
Organism: Oldenlandia corymbosa var. corymbosa
Lineage: Eukaryota; Viridiplantae; Streptophyta; Magnoliopsida; Gentianales; Rubiaceae
Source: the annotation of a GenBank genome assembly